UCCCAAAAUUCACGCAAAAUUUGAAUUUUGCGCCAUUUGUGCGGUAGUGUUGUCAAUGAAAAAAUAAAGACAGCGUGACAGCUGACAGUUCAGAAUUAUUAAAAAUGAAGCGCUACACGAAAAAACAACGCGUCUUCAUUGUUGAGCAAUAUUUUAAAAGUAAUGAAGGUUUGGCAGCUACAGUUCGCAAUUUUCAUACAAAAUAUGGUGGAAUUAGUGAUUUAACUUCACCAAUUGUAAAGAAAUUAAUUAAAAAAUUCAGGGAGGCUGGAUCAAUUAGUGAUCUUAGACAUUCUGGCCGUCCUUCAACAAGUCGUUCAACACAAAAUAUCGAAGCAGUUCGUGAGAGUGCUGCUAAGAAUCCAAGAAUAUCAAUUCGGCACCGUAGUCAAGAACUGGACAUUUCGAAAAGCUCUCUACAGCGUAUUCUUAUGAAAGAUCUGCAUCUUCCUAUUUACAAAGUUGAAUUAACUCAAGAACUGAAGUCUACUGACCACGCACAGUCAAGAGAGUUCAUUGAAUGGAUUGCAAAACAAGUGAAUGCUGAUUUUUCGAACAAAAUCAUCUUCAGUGAUGAAGCUCAUUUUCAUCUUGAUGGCUUCGUUAUUCGUCAAAAUUGUCGUAUUUGAGGUUCAGAAA
Molecule: messenger RNA, 639 nt
Organism: Eufriesea mexicana
Lineage: Eukaryota; Metazoa; Arthropoda; Insecta; Hymenoptera; Apidae
Exons: 1
Coding region: 105-629 (174 amino acids)
Source: RefSeq, a predicted model, not a curated record